Messenger RNA from Heterotrigona itama, 500 nucleotides. Lineage: Eukaryota; Metazoa; Arthropoda; Insecta; Hymenoptera; Apidae. The record is from the annotation of a GenBank genome assembly.
GAGAGAGAGAGAGAGAGAGAGACCAUCGGCAGACAGACAGAAAAAAAAAAAGAAAACGCAAAUCGCGAGUGCGGUAAUCGGCGUUUAAACUUUGCCCGCUCUUUUAUAUUCUCCGUUCGAGCUGUCUAUUCUCGAACGAACGUUAUCUUAUCUUUUCACUUUAUUCGCGUUUGUCAUUUACGUUUUCUGCUUGUAUCGAAUUAGUCGUGGAACUUUUAUUUACCCGCGUGUUCGAACAAGUUCGCGUCGCGAAACGGUUCAACGAGCAACAUGUUGGAUACGAAAUUUCACGUCGUAAAGAAAGCGGCGUUCGACGAAGUCGUAGGAGGAUCCGAUGAAUUUGCUGAACAAUUUUCCGAGGAGUGGCCGAUCCGAGGAGUGAUCUCGCGCGCUAUUGAUUUCGUAACUCGGUAUCGAAUCGACCGAUUCGACGAACUUGUUCUCUAUCGCGACUGUUGAUUGUCGUUUGGCAGAGAUAGAAAGAGAGACAGAGAGAGACA